AUGAAAACGCUGAUCCGACCUCUGUUAGCUUCACUAAACCAGUAUGGCUCCUAUGUGUAUAAAGAGCCUGACUUCCGCGUGGAUCACUUGGUCAUCGGUGCUGGUGUGGUAGGACUCGCAGUGGCCAAUGCGUUAGCGCGCCGAUGGCCGGAGAAGUCGACUUAUGUGAUCGAGCGGCACCCGCAGUUUGGGCAGGAGACUAGCUCACGCAAUAGUGAAGUGAUCCAUGCUGGAUUGUACUACCCUGCCGACUCUCUCAAAACGCGAUUUUGUCUACGUGGGCGCGAACUGCUUUACGACCGAGUUCAGCGAGGUGGAAUUGAGGCCAAAAAGAUCGGCAAGUUGGUAGUAGGCGGUGUUAACGAUGCUGCGUACUUGCAAAAGCUUCAUAUGCACUGUGCCUCGCUAGGUGAGCAUGGCCCGCCUACGCGCCUCUUGUCCGGCGACGAAGCGCGUGAACUGGAGCCUGAUUUAUCGCGAGACAUUGUGCAUGCGCUGCAUUCCCCUGAGACAGGUAUCGUGAGUGUGCAUGAUUUGAUGGCGCAACUUGCCAACGAGCUUAGUGAGAUGCCUGGCGCGGACGAAGUGCCCGAUGCCCAAAUUGUGUAUGGCACAUCGGUGGUGCGAAUCGAUCCGCACCUACCAUCCACCUCGGCGUCGUCCAAACGAGGCACGGACCUCUCGCAGGAAGGGUGGGUAGCCCAGCUGCGGACGCACGAUGCGUCGCAUAGCGAGACAGAUGCACUCCUCGCUCGUGUCGUGAUCAACGCAACGGGCCUGAAUGCGCCGCGUGUGCUCAAUACGCUGCUGCAGGCACGCGGCGUGCCCUCGUCGGAGUGGGUGCCGAUGUACUUUGCCAAAGGCAGUUAUGCCAGUUACCGAGGGCCUGGCACCUCGCAUGUACGUCACCUGUUAUACCCUACCCCGCAGUUUGGGGCAUCGCCGAGUACACGGCAGUCGCACGCUGUGCAUUCGCUGGGGACACACUUGACUUUGGACUUGGACGGGCACGUGCGCUUUGGCCCGGAUCUAACGUGGCUCACACCGCCCACGACGAUGCAAGGGGAGGACGCUGUAGGGUACGCGCACGACUUUUGGGAGACGCAGCUCUCGCCAGAGCCUACCGAUGCCUGGUUCGAUAGUAUGGAGCGAGCGAUCCAGGCAUACUUGCCAGGUGUGCGUCGCGAGCGUCUUGCGGCCGACUAUGCUGGCAUUCGCCCCAAACUGCAAGGCCCUGAGUCGACGACGUUCCAAGACUUUGAACUGGUGUGGCAUACAAGUCGGGGCUUGGGGCAGCAGCCUGUAUGGCAGCGUACCUUGCCAUCGGAGGCGCCGUCGGCUGGUGUCCUGCUCAACAUGCUCGGCAUCGAAAGCCCAGGCGUGACCAGUGCCUUGGCGUUGGGUGAGUAUGUCGUGACACAACUCGCCGAGGGAGUAUGGGGCCCUACCAAUCCACGCGGCAAGGCACGUGCCUACGUCGACGAUGUCGGAGACGCCUCGUUGGCCCAAUGGGCUUGA
Malassezia pachydermatis is the source of this 1518-nucleotide messenger RNA. RefSeq names its product nad dehydrogenase. The coding region runs from base 1 to 1518 and encodes 505 amino acids. The record is from RefSeq and is a predicted model, not a curated record. The transcript has a single exon. Gene Ontology annotation, cellular component: mitochondrion. Gene Ontology annotation, molecular function: (S)-2-hydroxy-acid oxidase activity; (S)-2-hydroxyglutarate dehydrogenase activity. NCBI's taxonomy places the organism in Eukaryota, Fungi, Basidiomycota, Malasseziomycetes, Malasseziales, Malasseziaceae.